AUGGGCCUCCAAGACGCUAAUAUUACCGCCGGUAGCUCCCUUUCAGGACUUACACUUACUGGCAGUACGCCUCAAGGAGCGGUCUUAGCUACAGCUAAAGGAGCCUUGGCCAACCGAAAUCGCCGGCGUAUUACACGAAAAGGUGAUCGAAUACGCAAAGGCAAAAGGGGUGAUGGAGAGGAGGUGUCAGGCGCGGGAGCUGAUGAAAAUGAGUGUGAGAUUACCGAAGAAAACGGAGAAGGUGAAGGCUAUGGAAUCAUAAGUGAGCUUACUGAGUGUCCUGAGGAAACGGAAGAGAUGGAGACAAGCGAUCUUCCUGAGGGUUGGGAAAAAGAUGAGGCUGCUAGAAUUGCCUGGGCUAGUAGCACUGGCUUUAUGGGAGCUUUGCGGGCUCUUCUUCGAGCCCGGGUUGUGCAGGCUCGACUAUUAAAGAGACUUACUAGCCCAAACAACACGGCAGUAACCGUGGGCUCAGGAUUAAGGGUGGGUAGUGCAAGCACUAGUCGCUAUGGCAGCGCCAUUUCCGAUACUUGGCUUCAUGGAAUUCUAUCUCCGUUCGACAAUUCUCAAGCGAGUCUCAACACCGUGACGGUGAUGGCCUUUGAGUUGCGAGUAAUGGCGAGGUAUUUGAUGAUUGUAUUUAUAUGCGACUAA
Protopolystoma xenopodis is the source of this 654-nucleotide messenger RNA. NCBI's taxonomy places the organism in Eukaryota, Metazoa, Platyhelminthes, Monogenea, Polystomatidea, Polystomatidae. The record is from the annotation of a GenBank genome assembly.